AGUCGUAUGUGGUUGGCUGAUUCAGUGUGGUUGUCUGGUAUGUGUUUUGGUUAUUUGUCUGUGUUUCCAUUUAAUUGGUUCUACAACACCAAAUGGUCCAUGAAAGAUCGAAAGACGACAAGUUUGCUCAGACUAUUUUCUUUAAGCUGUUAUACAACCCAGUCAACCAAGAUCUUGAGAUGGCGGUGCUCAACUCAACCAGCAGCUUUGAUUACAACUACUCAUAUAUUUAUGAGGAUGGGUUAAUCACAGUGUGUGAGGUUGACGGCUAUAAAAUGACCACUGGCGUGUGCUAUGCCAUGAUCUUCUUCCUCAGCAUCCUUGGAAAUGGCUUUCUCAUGUUUGCGCUCACCUGCUACGAAGACCUGAAAAGGGCCACCAACCUUUUCAUGUUCUGUUUGGCUCUUUUUGACCUUGUGUUCACACUGACGUUGCCUUUCUGGUCCGUGGAGUUUAUUCAUCACUGGAUUUUUGGUGACGUUGCCUGUAAGAUCAUGACCGCAGCCUAUUUUGUUGGCAUCUACGGAAGCCUUAUCCUCCUCACGGCCAUGACCCUCGACCGGUUUGUUGUGGUUGUGGUCAGAAGCUACUGGCUGACUCGGAGUCGAAGACUCAAAUGUGCAAAAGUUGCAUGUGUUGGCGCCUGGAUCAUCAGCUUGAUUGCUUGCCUGAGAGAUUCAAUUGCUGCAAAGGCACAAAAAAUACAUAUCGAGACAUACGCUUGUGAAAGCAGCAGUGAGUUUGAUGACAACGUUGGGUAUUUUGCACAGCUCAUUCUGCUGUUCCUUGUACCGUUUGCAGUCAUUGUUUUCUGUUACAUCAAAAUCAUUUUGACCCUCAUGUCAACGUCGACCAGGCAGAAAUACAGGACUGUGAUUCUGGUGCUGUGCAUUGUUAUAGCUUUCUUCAUAUGCUGGGGGCCGUAUCAUAUUAUCAUCGUGUUGAUGUCCAUCUACGAGUAUGAUGAAUGCAAACAUUAUCAGCUGCAUGUUGCGUUCAUCGUCUGCAGGAUUCUGGCGUUUUCUCACUGCUGCAUGAACCCGGCACUGUAUAUUGUCAGAGGGAAGUACAGAAACCUCUUAUCAAGCAUAUUGUUCUGCUCACCUGAACUCAGGCAGUCGGGGCUCUACAGGAGACCGACGGAUCCGAGCGACUCCAGGAUUCAUCCGUACACGAAUGAAGGAGCUCAGGAAAACUGUGAAGUGCAACAGACAAAUGUCACAGAGCUGAACACACUGAAAACAGUGUAAAA
Molecule: messenger RNA, 1252 nt
Organism: Labeo rohita (rohu)
Lineage: Eukaryota; Metazoa; Chordata; Actinopteri; Cypriniformes; Cyprinidae
Product: chemokine XC receptor 1-like
Exons: 3
Coding region: 93-1250 (385 amino acids)
Biological process (GO): immune response; G protein-coupled receptor signaling pathway; chemotaxis
Cellular component (GO): membrane
Molecular function (GO): chemokine receptor activity
Source: RefSeq, a predicted model, not a curated record